Messenger RNA from Haliotis rubra (blacklip abalone), 2800 nucleotides. RefSeq names its product protein trapped in endoderm-1-like. The transcript is spliced from 2 exons. The record is from RefSeq and is a predicted model, not a curated record. Gene Ontology annotation, cellular component: membrane. Gene Ontology annotation, biological process: G protein-coupled receptor signaling pathway. NCBI's taxonomy places the organism in Eukaryota, Metazoa, Mollusca, Gastropoda, Lepetellida, Haliotidae. The coding region runs from base 160 to 1167 and encodes 335 amino acids.
UUAUCGGCUGCUGUGAUAUUAUCUAUCAUGUGACACGAAAUGAGGUAAAUGUCUAAAAACAGCCGAAUUUGUCUUUGAUAAAGGGUAACACAAACAGCCAGGCCGCAAUUGACUGUGAAGAUCGGGGAAGUAAACGUCCACUCAACUCUAGCAGUCAAGAUGGACUUUAAUGGCAACGUAACCGCACAGAUCGUCUUUAACUGCUUGUUUGCAAUAGGAAUCAUUGUCGGCAAUCUGGUAGUAAUUGGCAUUAUUUUGUCAAACAAGGAACUCAGACAAAAUUCCAAGUAUGUCAUUGUCUUGUUCUUGGCACUGGCAGACCUAUUCGUCGGAACCUUUCCCCUCCCGAUGUGGACACACCUGCUGGUGACACAGGAACCUGACGUGUCGUGUUUAACUAUGACGGCACUGUUCGGAAGCAGUUACAUUACUGUUGCCAACAGCUGCUUCGCAGUCAUCGCCCUGAACGUGGACUUUAUACUGCAAUGUACAGUCUCAUCCUACCAAGGAAUGUGCAAGAAAUUGGUCACAUGCAUGCUCGUCGCAUUCUUUAUUCUUGGACCCAUCAUCGUUCUGGUGCCAAUAAUGAUCGUUGGGCAGUCUCCCAGUGCGUUAACGUGCGCUUUGUAUAUGAUACCAAAAUUCGGAAGAGCACUUUUUGCAAUGGCCUACUGGGUACCAUCCGCAAUCGCCAUCAUCACGACAGUGGUUAGUAUUGCCCUACAUCAAAAGAGAAGACGCCUGGCGUUCGGUCAGUAUGGUCAACGGGCAGUAUCCCAACCCUCUACCAAUCCCGCUGCACCCGUGGAUAUCAUCUUGGUUUCCUUCCUGACGGUUGCUCUCCUUUUCCCAAGCGAAGUUAUGGCUUUGAUAAGUUACGCUUGCUUCAGCUGCAGCUGGUAUUUCAUACUCUCAAAUGUCAUGGGCUACCUUAGUUACGCUAAAUCUGUUAUCGUCCCAUUCCUCUGGUUUCUGAACAAAGAUUUCCGGUCAAUAGUGAAAGGUCAGGUACGUUCCAACACCAACAAUCAACAGACUUUUAACCAGCCUCCUCCCUACUACACACAUCAGCCGUAUGUGGAAAAUCCUGGAGCAAUUUCUGCUGCUUAUCCGAACAACUCUUUCAGUCCCGUGGUUACUGGGAAUGGUGAGCCAAUGAAACAGUAAGGAUUUGCGUGUCCUCCCUUGGGCCAUGUGAUACUGUUUAUGGCCGCAACUGGCAUCAGUGCUGUUAUAUAAUCUGGACCAGGCAUACCAGUGAUUGUGCAAUGAGCAUCGUUCAAAGGAUAGGAUAGCAUCAGGAUAGGACGUUACGUUACGAACCAUGUUAGCGAGCCUAAACACGGAUCAUUUGACUGUUCUGAUAUGCCUUGGCUGCUGGGUACGCUUACUUACCUAGAAUAUAGACUGUAAAGUGACAACACCAUUGUGUCAAUCACAGUGUUACAAGCAUGGUUUGUUUCGGGUAAUCAGUAGGAAACCAAGCAGUGAUGACUGACGUAUAAACACUGAAUAUGGACAAUUGAUAGCUUGUCUUGUUGACAUUUAAAAUGAAUGUGUUUGUAUACGAUUCAAGUAAAAGGGUAAUUGAUCUUUAAAGGUGUUCAUAUGGUGAUUUUAGUCUAGGAAGGAACAUGUUGUUGUUUCUUAACGCCGCACUCAGAAAUAUACCAGCUAUAUGACUGUAAUUAAUCAGGAGCAGACAAUCAAGUGAUUGACAUCUACGCAUCGAUCUACACAACUGUGAUACGAUGGCAUGCCAAGUCAACCAAGUCAGCGAGACUGAUCCCGUUAGUAGACUCUUACGACAAGCAUGGAUUGCUAAAGGCCAGUUCUAAGUGCAGUGGUGUUUAAUCUAAUAGGACAAACCGGUUAUGGAAAAAACCUUUGAUACAAACUUUUGUAACCCGUUAAAUCGACAGUAUAAUUCAUGCACUCAGCAAAUUUUGUCGGGACUAUUCACUUGUUGUUUUUGUUUGUAGAUGGUGAAUGAGUGAGGAAUGGAUACACAGACUAUAUCUAUGUGGGGGACUUUAACCAUGUCUAGCGAACAAUAUAUUUACUUGACUUCCCGUACUAGACUACCCAACCACUUCAAAAACUAUCCCGCCACUUUCAACACUAUACUUCCCGUCAACUCCAACUGGAACACUGUAGUUCCCAGGCAACCCAACCUACCCGACUCGAACCAAACCCUACCCCUAAUAACAAUAAAUGAUUGUUAUAAUAGUAAAAAAAGGCUUUUCCUUGCGGCUUGAUGACAAAUGGUAAAACGAGGUGUGUGUGUGUGUGUGUGUGUGUGUGUGUGUGUGAGAGAGAGAGAGAGAGAGAGAGAGAGAGAGAGAGAGAGAGAGAGAGAGAGAGAGAGAGAGAGAGAGAGAGAGAGAGAGUGUUAUAUGUGUUAUAGUCACAUACUGACAUCAUUAUAUACCAGUGAUAUGUCGGAAGAGUUCCCAACAUUUCAACAUUUCACACUCAUCCCUAUCCCUCACCUCACAGUUACUUAGUGUAUGAACGUAAAGAUUUUCACGGUCGUGAAUACAUUAGUCAGUAUUUAAAAGGCGUCCUUUGCAGUUAACGUGUGCAAAUAACACUGUGGGUAUCGGUUGUUCAUUGCAGUUCGGGUAGUAUUCUAACCGAUCACGACUUUCGAUAAGUCCACUUAAUCCCCAUUGUGAUCAGCUGAUAUCAUCGGCCAUGAUGAAUGGGAAUGUGGCCUUGUAAACACCACACCAGUGUGUAUUGUGAGUACGUUGUAAAAUGGAAUGGUUUCUAUUAAAGAAAAUAUAUAAAUCCUAAA